AUAAAUGCCUGACGAUGGCCCCGUACUCUUCCGCAACUGCGUUCCUCGGUCCUCUAUCUUCUAAACUUUUGUCUUUUUUCCCUGCAUCAAUCUCCUUACCGGCACCAGCGAUUUUUAUUUACACUUGUUUAUUACGAAAUGGCAUCAGAUCCUGAAGUCGCUGCCAGAGCCGCUGCUGCCAUGAAGGACAUUGCUAGGAGUUUGAUGUUUCAUCUCGAGGAAGUCCCUGAAGUACAGGCAUUGGAGUUCGCUUUCGUGCGAGACAACCAGGAGGCCGAGUUCAUUGUCGAGGUCGGGUUCCCUCUCUCCAGCCUGGUUCUCUCACUCAGCUACCAGAGUAUCGCUAAUAGACCGCAGCCUCCGAUAACCAUUAUCGUGAGGACCCGGCCAGACGCAGAGUAUCUGAAGGCUAAGCUAGAAGCCCGACGCAGCGACGCUUUCAAAUUCAACGGCGACGACCUCGAAUGGAACUUUCCACUCCCGGCGAAACUUCCUCUGGAACGUGCCAUCUGCGUUCCCAUCACUGUUCGGGUGUUAUAUCUGGGCGACGGAAAGCUUGAUUUCUCCGAACCCCCGGAAAGUAGAAUGAUAACGAUCCAGCGGCUUCGAGAUGAACAGCUUGAACAGAACCAAAGAGGCCCUUUUGAUGUACCCAUCCUCGACGCGUUGCCCGCGCAGACAGUCCCCCAGGUGACUCCGGAAUCUACAGCGGAAACAGCCUCAGGCAUCGGACAAUCAGGUACCGAGGAGGAGGAGGGGCAGUGGGAGGGAGAGUUCAGGGCUGUCUUGCCAAUGGUUGAGAGGUGGUGGGCAUCUUUUUUGGAAUUUUGUUUGAGACAUGCCUGUCCCAGUGACGAUUAAGCCAGCCAGUCUCCAUGCUGCUGUAGUUCUUUCUUAUGGCCAUGUGCUAAGGUUUUA
Molecule: messenger RNA, 918 nt
Organism: Aspergillus homomorphus CBS 101889
Lineage: Eukaryota; Fungi; Ascomycota; Eurotiomycetes; Eurotiales; Aspergillaceae
Exons: 1
Coding region: 139-861 (240 amino acids)
Source: RefSeq, a predicted model, not a curated record